CUCGUGGGGUCUCGCGGGUCCCGUAGGCAUGGAGGAGAGCGGGAUCAUCCGCCGUCGGAGGUUACAGAAGGACCUCCCCCUACCCAGGAAAAGCAGCAGUUGUCGCACCACAAACAGGAAGAGCCUCAUCCUGACCAGCACGUCCCCCACCCUGCCACGCCCACAUUCGCCUUUACCAGGGCACAUAGGAAGCAGUCCUCUCGACAGCCCAAGGAACUUCUCUCCCAGCACGCCCGCCCAUUUUUCCUUCGCUUCGUCCAGAAG
Messenger RNA from Clupea harengus (Atlantic herring), 264 nucleotides. Its product is annotated as microtubule-associated serine/threonine-protein kinase 1-like. NCBI's taxonomy places the organism in Eukaryota, Metazoa, Chordata, Actinopteri, Clupeiformes, Clupeidae. Gene Ontology annotation, biological process: cytoskeleton organization; intracellular signal transduction; peptidyl-serine phosphorylation. Gene Ontology annotation, molecular function: ATP binding; magnesium ion binding; protein serine/threonine kinase activity. The transcript has 4 exons. The record is from RefSeq and is a predicted model, not a curated record. The annotation marks the transcript as partial.